Molecule: messenger RNA, 4327 nt
Organism: Egretta garzetta (little egret)
Lineage: Eukaryota; Metazoa; Chordata; Aves; Pelecaniformes; Ardeidae
Gene: GLS
Product: glutaminase
Exons: 15
Coding region: 271-1524 (417 amino acids)
Biological process (GO): L-glutamine catabolic process
Molecular function (GO): protein binding; glutaminase activity
Source: RefSeq, a predicted model, not a curated record
UGUAGGGCUUUGAGUCUUAUAAAUAGUUUAUCCUCUGUGCAAGUAACGUCUGUCCUCUGUAACGUCAAGAAGAGGGAUGAAUCUGCUCCAAAAAAUUUUUAAAUAAAAUCUUAGCAAUAAAGUAAAGUGAAGCAAGGUCUCCUUCCUAGCUUAGAAGAUCUACUUUUCUAUACUAUUGCAGAAGGACAAGAAAAAAUACCAGUUCAUAAAUUCAUAACUGCACUCAAAUCUACAGGAUUACGUACAUCUGAUCCCCGAUUGAAAGAGUGCAUGGAUAUGUUAAGACUGACCCUUCAAACAACUUCAGAUGGUGUUAUGCUGGACAAAGACCUUUUUAAAAAGUGUGUACAAAGUAAUAUUGUGUUGCUUACUCAAGCUUUCAGGAGGAAGUUUGUCAUUCCAGAUUUUAUGUCGUUUACUUCACAUAUUGAUGAGUUGUAUGAAAGUGCUAAAAAACAAUCUGGAGGAAAGGUUGCUGACUAUAUUCCACAACUGGCCAAGUUCAGCCCUGAUUUGUGGGGCGUGUCACUUUGCACAGUGGAUGGACAGAGGCAUUCUGUUGGUGAUACCAAAGUUCCGUUUUGUCUUCAGUCCUGUGUAAAGCCCUUGAAAUACGCUAUUGCUGUUAAUGAUCUUGGCACAGAGUAUGUGCACAGAUAUGUUGGUAAAGAACCUAGUGGAUUAAGAUUCAACAAAUUGUUCCUGAAUGAAGAUGACAGGCCUCAUAAUCCUAUGGUGAAUGCUGGAGCAAUUGUGAUCACGUCUUUAAUCAAGCAAGGAGCAAAUAACGCAGAAAAAUUUGACUACGUGAUGCAAUUCAUGAAUAAAAUGGCUGGUAAUGAGUAUGUUGGAUUCAGUAAUGCUACGUUCCAGUCCGAAAGAGAGAGUGGAGAUAGAAACUUUGCAAUUGGCUAUUACUUGAAAGAAAAAAAGUGUUUUCCUGAAGGCACGGAUAUGGUUGCUAUACUAGACUUCUAUUUUCAGCUUUGCUCAAUAGAAGUAACAUGUGAAUCGGCAAGUGUGAUGGCAGCAACUUUGGCUAAUGGUGGCUUUUUCCCAAUCCCUUGGGGAAGUCCUGAAGCAGUCCGGAAUACCUUGAGUUUAAUGCAUUCCUGUGGCAUGUAUGACUUCUCAGGGCAGUUUGCCUUCCACGUUGGUCUUCCUGCAAAAUCUGGAGUUGCUGGUGGGAUUCUUCUGGUUGUUCCUAAUGUCAUGGGCUUAAUGUGCUGGUCACCUCCUUUGGACAAGAUGGGCAACAGUGUUAAAGGAAUUCACUUUUGUCAUGAUCUGGUUUCUUUGUGCAAUUUCCAUAACUACGAUAAUUUGAGACACUUUGCAAAAAAGCUUGAUCCUCGCAGAGAAGGCGGUGAUCAGCGGCAUUCCUUUGGACCAAUGGACUAUGAGAAUCUCCAGCAAGAACUUGCUUUAAAAGAAACAGUAUGGAAAAAAGUGUCACCUGAAUCAAACGAGGACAUCUCCAGAACCGUAGUGUAUAGAAUGGAAGGUCGGGGAGAGCAAAACUAAACAAAUGGGUUCUAGCUUCAUUAAAUUCUUCAUUUUAAAAACCCUCAAGCAUCUCUAGAUUUAACUUUGGUUUGAAUAUUGUUUGCCUGGUGUUUCAUUUAUAUAUACAUUUUGUGUAAAUUCUGUAUGCUAUACCAAAAAGAUUUGUCAGGGUUCAAGGGAGGGUGUGGGAAAGCACAUGCAAACAACAAAAACCAAAACUGUUAACUGACUUUUGUAGUUACUUAAAACGCAUUUACUUAAAAAAAAAAAAAAAGGUACAUCUGAAUGUUUUUCAAAGAUAUACCACUUCUGUGUAUAUCUGUUUAUUUUUGUUUAUAUCUGAGAAUAUUAAGUAAAUUAACUUGAGAGCUAAGCAAGAACUUAAGAUGUGUCCUCUGAUCAGGGUCAGCAUGUAACGACAGAAGAAUUUUAAUUAAAAUAUAAAGUAAAAUAGAGUAAGCAAAAUACUCAGAUUCAUGAAUCUCUAAAUAAUUGUGUAUUAAGCUGAGAUAGGUUCUGAGUCAUGUUAUUGUAUCCUGUUUGUUUUUUUUAAUAUGAGCUUUCAAAUUGCUUUCAGCAGAAAUGGAUCCUUUGGAUAUGCCAUGCUAGUGAGGAUUUUUUUUUUUUGAUCAGACAUAUAAUUAGUAAUGCUAACAUUUAAAUAAAAAGAGCAAAAAUGGCUGGGGAGGACUGGGAGAAGGGAGUGGGGGAAGCUGCCUGUUUGCAAGUUCACUAAUGCAGCAGCAAGAUGGCUCACUGAACUAUGUGAGUGCCUUUGCUAGCUGCCUGUACUGCCAGCUGGUAGUCAUGGCUCGGAAGUCUGCCUUACUCAUACUGCUGGGCUCCACCCCGGAGAGGAAUGAAAGCAAUCUGGGGUUUAGAGUGGUAACCAAUGAAGUAGCAAGCAGGAAAUAUAUUCAGAGCAAAGCAGACUGGUAGAUAUUAUUAAAACUGUUUACAAUUAACUUAUUUUUCAACCGCUAAUGUGCAUGCAUGUUCAUAUAUAAGACCAGAAGUUUCAUUUGCUUAGACAUGAGCAAAUUUUUUAAAAGUUACCAUUAAUUUCUACUUUUUAAAAUGAUUGUGAGUUUGCACCUCUGUCAGCUUGCUAAGAAACAGGACGUGCAUUCUUCUGCAGGCAACAGCAUCUGUUCAUCUGCAUAAUUUGAUCAUUUUGAGUAUAUUGAGUAGAGUGUAUCUUGAAAUGGUGUAUGUAAGCUUCGAACAGGCUCAGUAGGCGAUGCUGGACAGAGGGCACAGACUUGCUAAAUUCUUGACACUUGUAGCUAUUAGCCUUCUAAUGAUUCAUGGGCGAGUUUUGCAUGAGGGGGGAGUUAGGUUUUUCCUGCCCCUUUUUUUGACCCAUCUGGGUGUUUGUGAAUUCAGGAAAAUGCAUAAAGCAAAGCUGAUGUUCUCUGAUAAGGCAAGCUGUUCUCAAUUACUGUUUAGAUAUUGUUAGUUUUGCAUAAACAUUUGAAGUAAACUCUGACUAAACCCGUUCAUCUAGUAGGGUAUUGUAAAAGGAUGGGCUUCCUGUCUUUGAAGCCUAGGAAUAAAAUGUUUAAGCAAAACAAUACAGAACAUCAAUUUUGAGUGAAUUUGAAAGCCCUACUGGGAUGAAGAGAGAAAUCCGUGGUGCACAUGUCAGUAAUAAGUGUCAGUCAUAAAUUGCUGAAUAAUAGCUGGUUUAGAAUCUUAUCACUGACGAUAAGGUUAGGUAUGUCAGUGCUUAUCUUGAAAAUAAAGGAAAAUAAGUAAAGGCAAAGUCCUGAAUUAUAGGAAUGUCUCACCUGUUUGAGGAUUUUGCAGUAAACUAGUAGUUACAGAGGCAUAACAAGCAUUCACAUCCUGCAAAACUACAUGUCUUUACCUGAAAUACCCUCAAUUGCGGGAGGGAACAUCAUGUGUCUGUGCUGCUAAUGAAAAGUAUUUACGGUGAUGACAUGUUGCCUAUUAAAUUACUGGCUUAAUUAAAAAAGGAAAACGUAUGAUGCAGGAUUUGCUUGAUCUCAUUCUACACACAUUAUUUUCUGAUUUUUUUUUUUAGUACUAUUUGAAGUUAGUUCUAAAAACGUGGUUGAAGAUGGAAAAUUGUUCCAUCUGGGUUUCAACUUGAAAAUGAAAAUCUUUACCGUAUUUGUCAGUUACAUAUAAAACUUGUGGUAGAGGCAAGUCCUGCAUGGGAAAUACAAAAAUAAGGAAACUGAGAUCUUUAAUAUGCAUAAUAAGAAUAUUUAGGGUACAGCUUACACAAUCUUUACUUUAGAUAUAUAUAUAUUACAGUUCUGUAAUAUAUGCUUUUGAAGCCUGUCUCGGAAUUUAAGCCAGCCUCUAAGUUAGGAGGGGUCAGGAGGAGCCUCUUUUGGACCAAUUAUUUUGUAACUUGCCGACACUCACAGUUUCUUGUCCUGGCCUGCCAUGUCUGCAGAUGGCUCUUGUUCAUGGCAGGGUACACGGAUAGCUGGGGCCAUGGUUAGGUCUGCCAGGACAACUUACCCACGCCUGCAUUGUGUUUGGUGAGCGGGUCUGAAAGAAUGCGCUGGUAGAGGCUAGUCAUUGAAUGUUUGAGGUCUGCAACGGUUUUAGUGUUCACCUGUGCUACAGUAAUAGCAAUUCUUGAUAUUCAAGCAUUUUAGCUGUUUGUUUGUUUUUCUUUGUCAGCAUCAUUAACAUUUCAUUAGAAAUGUAAAUGCUUUUUUAAAAUUUUAUUUUAGCGUUUGUGUUGUACUUUUUGGCUCAGUUGUUAAGUUACCUGUCUCGUUUUCCAUUUUUCAUUUGCAUUGUAUGUUAUUUAUGUAUCUCUAUUUCCAGCAUGCUUAUU